Molecule: messenger RNA, 666 nt
Organism: Mesitornis unicolor (brown roatelo)
Lineage: Eukaryota; Metazoa; Chordata; Aves; Mesitornithiformes; Mesitornithidae
Gene: PRXL2C
Product: AhpC/TSA antioxidant enzyme domain containing 1
Exons: 6
Coding region: 55-648 (197 amino acids)
Source: RefSeq, a predicted model, not a curated record
GUCAGGCAGCAGGUCCGCUAAGCGCCGGACGGAGGCCAGCGGCCGGAGCCAGGGAUGCUGCGGGAGGCCGCCCGCUGCUUGGUGGUGGACGCGAACGGCAGGAGCGUACCCCUCAAGAACCUGUACGGGGAGCAAAAAGCGAUCGUGGUGUUCGUGCGGAAUUUUUUAUGUUACACCUGUAAGGAGUAUGUAGAAGACCUGGCAAAAGUCCCCAAGGCGUUUCUACAAGAGGCAAAUGUGAGGCUUAUAGUUAUUGGACAGUCAUCUUAUCAUCACAUCAAGCCCUUUUGCAGUUUAACUGGGUAUACACAUGAAAUGUAUGUAGAUCCGCAAAGGGAAAUUUAUAAAACACUUGGCAUGAAAAGAGGUGAAUGUACUAAUGUAUCAGUGCAGAGCCCUCAUGUGAAAUCAAACACGCUCCUGGGAAGCAUUAGGAGUAUGUGGAGAGCAAUGACUGGCCCGGCUUUUGAUUUUCAAGGAGACCCCGCUCAGCAGGGAGGAGCUUUGAUUUUAGGCCCAGGCAAUGAAGUUCAUUUUUUGCACCUUGAUAAAAACAGGCUGGAUCAUGUUCCCAUUAACACAAUUUUGCAGCUGGCAGGAGUUAAAACAGUAAAUUUCACAAACAAACCCCAGAUUAUUGACAUAUGACAAUGACACAAUAUAUAA